Messenger RNA from Helianthus annuus (common sunflower), 468 nucleotides. RefSeq lists its product as uncharacterized. The transcript has a single exon. Lineage: Eukaryota; Viridiplantae; Streptophyta; Magnoliopsida; Asterales; Asteraceae. The record is from RefSeq and is a predicted model, not a curated record. Bases 1 to 468 code for a protein of 155 amino acids.
AUGGACUCAUGCAAACCUGUCGCCACUCCUGUUGACACUCAAGCAAAGCUGUCUGCUGACUCUAGCCAAUUACAUGAUGACCCCACUACUUAUCGCAGUUUGGCUGGAGCUCUACAGUACCUAACAUUUACUCGUCCCGGUAUCUCCUAUGCCGUUCAGCAGAUUUGCAUGCAUAUGCAUUCUCCACGGGUUGAUCAUUGGAAUGCAUUAAAACGCAUUAUACGGUAUAUUCAAGGCACCUCCAACUACGGUCUUCAUCUUGGGUCGAUACCAAACCUCUCCCUGGUUUCUUAUACUGAUGCAGAUUGGGCGGGAUUCCCUGACACUCGCCACUCCACCUCUAGUUACUGUGUCUAUCUGGGUGACAAUCUCAUCUCCUGGUCUUCUAAACGCCAGGCCACUAUCUCCCGCUCCAGUGCAGAGGCUGAAUAUAGAGGUGUUGCUAACGUUGUCGUGAAAAUUUGCUAG